AUGCAGGAAAAGUUGGUUUCGAAAUGUAUCUUACUGUUAAUUGUAUUUACUCAAUGUAUCAGACUUCAAGGGAAGGUCGUUUCUGUGGCUGAUUUCGGUGCCUAUCCCAAUGAUAACAUUGAUGACACAAAAUACAUUCAAUUCGCUGUUGAUAGUGCUAUUAGUUACGGGUCAGGCAGCAUACUUGUCUUCGAAUCUGGUACAUACAAUUUAUCAUCAACCAUUCAAAUAUCGAAUGCAACAGAUUUUACAAUAUUAGGACAGGGUAUUGAUCAAACGUUACUGUUAGGUACUGAUCGAAUAUUUAUAUUCUUUGCUCAAUAUUGUCAAGGAUUAACACUCACUUCACUAUCCAUUGAUUUUGACCCAUAUCCAUUUACUGCAGGCUAUGUUGUUAACGCAACUAAUACUUAUCUCGAUGUUCAAAUACAAUCAUCACAUCGCGCCGAUGUCAAUCGACGAGUGCUCGGUCUUAUUCGAUAUGAUCCAAUAGAAAUGCGACCUGCUUUUGGUUCUCACACAUAUAAUUUCUAUCAAGUACCACCGACUUCUGCGAAUACUAGUCUAGUUUCUACUGAUAUCCUUCGUAUACCAAUAGCAUCGCAAACAGAUUUUCAUCGAGGCGAUGCGCUUGUUGCUGUCUAUGAUAUAUCUGUUCAUACUAUUUACAUACAAAAUUCAUUUGAUGUUACAAUUCAAUCAAUCGAUGUUCAUUCAGCUUGGGGUAUGGUCUUAGUAACUAAUCGAGUUCGUCGUCUAACGAUUUCUGACUAUCACGUCGCACCGAAGAACGGUCGAUGGUUAAGUGCGAAUUCCGAUUGCAUGCAUUUAAUCAGUACUCGAGAGUUCAUUUCAUUAAAAGACAGUAAAUGUCAAAUGCAAGGUGAUGAUGGACUAAAUGUUUUAACACCGUAUGUAUCCGUUGCGAAUGUUAUCAACUCGACUGCCUUGAUUCUGCAGGCAUUCAAUUGGACUGAUCCACUGUUUAUCGAAGAUGGUACACAGUUAGAAUUUAGUCCUAAUAAACAACCAUUUACAGAGUAUCAAAGAGGAACUAUCGUUUCAUCCACAUUCUAUACGUCCACUUCUAGACUAUUCACUUUCAAUAGUUCAAUCAAUGUAAAUUCAGGUGAUUUUGCUUGCGUUGCAGAUAUUGCUUCGUUAACCAUACGAAAUUUUACCGUUGAACACAAUCGAGCUCGUGGUGUUCUUUUAGAAACACGAAAUAUUGAUAUUAGACAAUCGAUAUUUAAUAAAACAAGUGGACCGGCAAUUCUUUUUCAACCAUCUCUAUAUUGGCAUGAAGGCCUUCCGGGUCGAAAUGUAACUCUUGCUGAAAAUCUUUACAUUCACUGUAAUGAAGGUAUUGGACAACAACAAGGUUUCAUUACGAUUUUACCCGAACCAACACAAUUAAUACCCGUUAUUAAUGACAUUCGUAUAGAAUCAUCGACAUUCUAUUUCGGAAAUUUCAGCCGAGCUCUCAUGCAAUCCAACAAUGGAAAUAAUGUUUAUAUUACUGGAAAUUAUAUUUCCACGAAUAGUUCAGCUCCACUGAUAUCAAUAUGUAACAGUCGAAAUAUUACAGCGAGUAACAAUACAGUGAUUAAUAUCCAAUCCAAAAUCGAUCAAUACUAUCGAUACGAUUCUACGAGUCCAUGUCAAAUGAAUCUAAGCUCUCUUAUAGACUUACCAUCAUCUGCAUUUAAUUCGUCAUUUCCACCGCCUGUCUUACUUACGUAG
Adineta ricciae is the source of this 1743-nucleotide messenger RNA. The record is from the annotation of a GenBank genome assembly. Lineage: Eukaryota; Metazoa; Rotifera; Eurotatoria; Adinetida; Adinetidae.